Messenger RNA from Miscanthus lutarioriparius, 216 nucleotides. NCBI's taxonomy places the organism in Eukaryota, Viridiplantae, Streptophyta, Magnoliopsida, Poales, Poaceae. The record is from the annotation of a GenBank genome assembly.
AUGUCAGAAUAUGCAUUACUUGUGAUGCUGCACAAGGAGUCCCCGCUCGGGUUCAAGGAGCUGGAGUGGUUCGCCGACAUCGACCUCUUCCACGAGCAGGCGCCCAAGGCCGGCAGGACGUUGGCGGAGGUCCCGGAGCUUUUCGGAUCCCAGGCGGCGAACGAUGCCGCGUACUACAGGACAGCCAAAGCCGCCGGCGCGCCGGGUGCGCCUUGA